Neospora caninum is the source of this 552-nucleotide messenger RNA. Its product is annotated as Acyl carrier protein, related. Gene Ontology annotation, biological process: fatty acid biosynthetic process; lipid A biosynthetic process. Gene Ontology annotation, molecular function: phosphopantetheine binding; acyl carrier activity; acyl binding. The transcript has 4 exons. The coding region runs from base 1 to 552 and encodes 183 amino acids. The record is from RefSeq and is a predicted model, not a curated record. Gene Ontology annotation, cellular component: cytosol. Lineage: Eukaryota; Apicomplexa; Conoidasida; Eucoccidiorida; Sarcocystidae.
AUGGAGAUGCAUCCCCGCAACGCCGGCAGGAAACCACUCCUUGCUCUGGCAUUUUUCAUGGCAACAUCCGUUGCCUCUUCCUACGGUUUUGUGUCGCCGGGCCUGAUCAGGUUUAACUACCGAUAUGGUACCUGUCCCAACAUGUCGGCUGGAGUUUGUGCCACGCCGUCGACGGCAUACCUGGGGACUUUGGGGCAACCCGUAGGAAUCCUUGCAAAUCGCCAAGGACCAUUUCGCGGUGUUGGCACCGGUGCCCUCGGCAGCCCCUCUUCUGCGCUUUUCGCUGCCGACGCCGCGGAUUCUGAUGAUCGGCCACUUCUUGAGAGAGUGAAGGACGUUGUUGCUGACCAGCUUGGUGUGGAUCGCGCAAGAAUCGCUCCUGAGUCAAAUUUUAUUAAGGAUCUGGAUGCAGACAGCUUGGACAGCGUUGAGCUGGUCAUGGCAUUUGAAGAAAAAUUUGGAGUCAGCAUUCCCGAUGAGGAAGCAUCCAAGAUCGCCACCGUCCAGGACGCUCUGAGCUACAUCGAGAAAGCCAAGAGCGCGACAGCAUGA